Messenger RNA from Cygnus olor (mute swan), 24516 nucleotides. Its product is annotated as dystonin-like. The record is from RefSeq and is a predicted model, not a curated record. Gene Ontology annotation, cellular component: cytoplasm; membrane; cytoskeleton. Gene Ontology annotation, molecular function: microtubule binding; calcium ion binding; cadherin binding. Gene Ontology annotation, biological process: wound healing; intermediate filament cytoskeleton organization. Lineage: Eukaryota; Metazoa; Chordata; Aves; Anseriformes; Anatidae.
GGAGCCGCGCAGGGGGAACCCCGCCGCAACGGUCGGCUGCUGAGUCACGGCCCGAAUUUCGGGCCCCUCCUCCUCCUCCUCGUCCUCCUCCUCCAUCUCCUCCUCCUCAUCCUCCUCCUCCUCCUCCCGCCCGGCUGCCGGCGGCGAUGCCCGCUCCGCUGCCGGGGGGAGACGCUGCCCGGCCCCCCGCGGCUCGCCGCAGCGCCUCGCUCGCACAGGGGCAGCCGCACGCCUGAGCCAUGAUCGCCGCCGCUUUCCUGGUGCUGCUGAGACCCUACAGCAUCCAGUGCGCCCUCUUCUUGCUCCUGCUCCUGCUGGGGACCAUCGCUACCAUUGUGUUCUUCUGCUGCUGGCACCGCCGGCUGCAAAAGGGGAGGCACCCCAUCAAAUCCGUCUUCUCGGGGCGCUCCAGGAGCCGAGAUGCUGUCAUGAGAACCCAUCACUUUCGCUCUGAGGGCUUUAGAUCAAGUCCUCGUCAUGCCAGAAGACGUGUAGCACCUCGCCUUGAGGAAACACAACCUCUAGUGGAAGCUCACCACCUAAGCGAGCAGGAAACCUCUGUAAGAAAAAGGAAAAUCAAGAAAAGCAGCCGAGUACAACCAGAAUUCUAUCAUUCUGUUCAAGUCACCCCAACUCGAAAACCUAGCUCCGGCCACGCGUCCCAUCGCUGCUCCAUGUCGUCGUCCGCCGAUUUCUCCGACGAGGAGGACUCGAGCCACAAGUCCGGCACGGUGUCGCCGGCUCCGGGGGACACCCUGCCCUGGAACCUGCCCAAACACGAGCGGUCCAAGCGCAAGAUCCAGGGCGGCUCCGUGCUGGACCCCGCCGAGAGAGCCGUGCUGCGCAUCGCCGAUGAACGGGACAAAGUACAAAAGAAGACCUUCACAAAAUGGAUAAAUCAACAUCUCAUGAAGGUUCGAAAACAUGUGAAUGACCUAUAUGAAGACCUAAGAGAUGGACAUAACUUAAUCUCGCUUCUAGAAGUCCUUUCUGGAGACACCUUGCCAAGAGAGCGAGAUUUUUUGAAGACCUUACGGUUGGUGAGUUCAACAGAAGCAUGCGCAUAUGAACAGCAUGAGGAUGUGGAGGAUGAGGAUAAGGGGCCCCGAGAAAAAGGUCGGAUGCGUUUUCACAGACUCCAGAACGUCCAAAUUGCACUUGACUAUUUGAAAAAACGCCAGGUGAAACUGGUUAACAUUAGAAAUGAUGACAUAACAGAUGGGAAUCCCAAGUUGACUUUGGGGUUGAUAUGGACCAUAAUUUUGCACUUUCAGAUAUCUGAUAUCCACGUUACUGGAGAGUCAGAGGACAUGUCUGCUAAAGAGAGAUUGCUCCUGUGGUCGCAGCAGACAACUGAGGGUUAUGCUGGAAUCCGUUGUGAAAAUUUCACUACCUGCUGGCGUGAUGGAAGAUUAUUUAAUGCCAUCAUUCAUAAAUACAGGCCGGACCUGAUAGACAUGAAUACCGUUGCUGUUCAAAGCAACCUUGCAAAUUUAGAACAUGCUUUUUUUGUAGCAGAAAAACUCGGUGUUGCCAGACUUCUGGAUCCUGAAGAUGUUGAUGUUUCCUCACCUGAUGAGAAAUCAGUAAUAACUUAUGUGUCAUCACUUUAUGAUGCAUUUCCCAAAGUACCAGAAGGUGGUGAAGGCAUUGGUGCAAAUGAUGUUGAAGUCAAAUGGGUUGAGUAUCAGAAUAUGGUGAACUACCUCAUGCAGUGGAUCAGACACCAUGUUACAAUAAUGUCUGACAGAACGUUUCCCAACAAUCCUGUGGAGUUGAAGGCACUUUAUAAUCAUAUUUACAGUUUUAAAGAAACAGGAAAUUCCACCAAAGGAGAAGAUAAAUCAAAAAAACGUCUAUAUAAACUGCUGGAGGUCUGGAUAGAAUUUGGACGCAUCAAACUUCCUCAAGGCUAUCAUCCAAAUGAUAUAGAAAAAGAAUGAAAGCUUAUUAUUGCGAUGCUGGAAAGAGAGAAGACCCUUCGGCCUGAAGUAGAGAGGUUGGAAAUGCUGCAGCAGAUUGCAAACAGAAUUCAGCGGGACAGCCGGAGCUGUGAGGACAAACUGAUACUUGCCCGGAAUGCUCUGCAGUCUGACACCAAGCGAUUAGAGUCAGGGCUUCAAUUCCAACACGAAGCAGAGAUAGCUGGGUAUCUUCUUGAAUCUGAGAACCUUCUCCGCCAGCAAGUGAUUGAUGCCCAAAUUCUUAUUGAUGGAAAAUACUAUCAGGCAGACCAGCUCGUGCAGAGGGUUGCAAGACUUCGUGAUGAGCUGAUGGCCAUACGUACUGAAUGUUCUUCCGUGUACAGCAAGGGACAUGCACUGACAACAGAGCAGACAAAGCUGAUGAUAUCAGGAAUAACUGAAAGCUUAAACUCAGGAUUUACAACAAACCUAACCCCUGAAUUAAAUGCUGCAAUGACCCAAGGUUUAACACCUUCUUUGACUUCUUCCAGCUUGACAUCUGGCCUCUCAUCAGGUCUUACUUCCAGGUUGACACCAGCCAUCACUCCUGCUUACACACCUGGCAUCCCACCACGGUUAAUCCAAAGCUAUGUGACAGGAGUAGACAGCGGGACUCUUCAAACACUCAAACUGAUGCAAAUCAGAAAACCUCUUAUGAAAUCAGCUUUUGUGGAUCAGAAUUUAACAGAAGAAGAGGUGAACAUGAAAUUUGUCCAGGACCUAUUGAACUGGGUGGAAGAAAUGCAGGUGCAACUUGAUCGGGCAGAAUGGGGUUCAGAUUUACCAAGUGUUGAAAGCCAUUUAGAAAAUCACAAAAAUGUCCACAAAGCUAUUGAAGAAUUUGAAUCCAGCCUUAAAGAAGCUAAAAUGAGUGAGAUCCAAAUGACUGCCCCUCUUAAACUCAGUUAUGCAGAAAAAUUGCACAAACUGGAGAGUCAGUAUUCAAAACUCUUGAACACAUCAAGAAAUCAGGAAAGGCAUCUAGAUACUCUUCACAAUUUUGUGUCUCGUGCUACUAGAGAGCUGAUAUGGCUGAAUGAAAAAGAAGAGGAAGAGGUUGCGUAUGAUUGGAGUGAAAGAAACCCCAAUAUAACAAGAAAAAAGGAAUACCAUGCAGAAUUAAUGAGAGAACUUGAUCAGAAAGAAGAAGUAAUUAAAUCAGUACAAGAAAUAGCAGAGCAGUUGCUUCUUGAAAAUCACCCAGCUAGGCUAACCAUUGAGGCAUAUAGAGCUGCGAUGCAGACACAAUGGAGCUGGAUUCUUCAGCUCUGUCACUGUGUUGAACAACAUUUGAGAGAAAAUGCUGCAUAUUUUGAGUUUUUCAGUGAUGCCAAAGAGGCCAUGGAAUAUUUAAAGAACUUGAAAGAUGCCAUAUACCGAAAAUACAGUUGUGAUAGAACAAGCAGCCUUCAUAGGCUGGAAGACCUUGUCCAGGAGUCUAUGGAAGAAAAGGAACAACUCUUGCAGUAUAAGAGCACAGUAGCAGGCCUUGUAGGGAGAGCAAAGGCAAUAAUUCAGCUGAAGCCAAGGAACCCUGACUGUAUACUGAAAACAUCCAUCCCAAUUAAAGCCAUCUGUGACUACAGACAAAUUGAGAUAACUAUUUACAAGGAUGAUGAGUGUGUUUUAGCAAACAACUCCCAUCGUGCUAAAUGGAAAGUCAUUAGCCCAAGUGGUAAUGAGGCCAUGGUUCCAUCUGUAUGCUUUACAGUUCCUCCACCAAACAAAGAAGCAAUAGAUACAGCCAACAGGAUUGAACAGCAAUUUCAGAAUGUACUGGCCCUUUGGCACGAGUCACAUGUAAACAUGAAGAGUGUGGUUUCCUGGCAUUACCUUACAAAUGAAAUUGAAGCCGUUCGAGCUGGCAAUGUUGCCUCGAUAAAAACAAUGCUGCCAGGUGAACAUCAGCAGGUUCUAAGCAAUUUGCAGUCCCGCUUUGAUGAUUUUGUGGAAGACAGCCAGGAGUCCAAAAUCUUUACAAGCUCUGAUACAGCACAGCUGGAAAGGGAAGUUAAUAUUUGCAAGCAAUACUAUCAAGAGCUUCUGAAAUCUGCAGAAAGAGAGGAGCAGGAAGAGUCUAUUUACAACCUGUACAUCUCAGAAGUCAGAAAUAUCAGACUUCGGCUGGAGAGCUGUGAGGAGCGGUUAAUCCGACAGAUCCGAACCCCAAUGGAAAGGGAUGACCUACAUGAAAGUGUGUUUAGGAUUUCAGAGCAAGAGAAACUGAAGAAGGAGUUGGAUAGACUGAAAGAUGACUUGGGAGGCAUCACAGAUAAAUGUGAAGAGUUUUUCAGUCAAGCUGCUGGUUCACCUUCAGUUCCUACUCUGCGCUCUGAACUAAAUAUUGUCAUUCAGAAUAUGAACCAAGUUUAUUCUAUGUCUUCCAUUUACAUAGAUAAAUUAAAAACUGUAAAUUUGGUGUUGAAGAACACCCAAGGAGCAGAAUCAUUAGUGAAACUAUAUGAAACUAAGCUGUGUGAAGAAGAGGCAGUAACUGCUGACAAAAAUAAUAUUGAAAAUCUUAUGGGUACAUUAAAGCAAUGGAGAUCUGAAGUAGAUGAGAAAAGAGAAGUAUUCCAUGCCUUGGAGGAUGAGCUGCAGAAGGCAAAGAUGAUCAGUGAUCAGAUGUUUAAAAUGCACAAGGAACGUGAUCUUGACUUCGACUGGCAUAAAGAAAAAGUUGAUCAGUUAGCCGAGAGGUGGCAAAAUAUUCAUUCUCAAAUUGAGAAUAGGUUGCGUGACUUAGAAAGUAUUAAUAAAUCUCUGAAGUACUACAAAGAUACUUACAAUUCAUUGGACACUUGGAUUCAACAAGUGGAAGAUACUCAGCGAAAGAUUCAAGAAAUUCAUCCUGAAAAUAGCAAAGCACUGGCUAAACAGCUGAACCAGCAUAAGAUGCUGGUUUCUGAGAUUGAGAUGAAACAAAGCAAAAUAGAUGAAUGCCAGAAAUAUGCAGAACAGUACUCAGCUGCUGUGAAGGACUACGAGUUGCAGACUAUGACAUACAGAGCUAUGGUUGACUCCCAACAAAAAUCUCCAGUGAAACGUCGAAGAAUGCAAAGCUCAUCAGACUUCAUUAUUCAAGAGUUCAUGGAUUUACGGACUCGUUAUACUGCCCUAGUGACCCUGAUGACGCAGUACAUAAAGUUUGCAGGUGAUUCUCUGAAAAGACUGGAAGAGGAAGAGAAGUCAAUGGAAGAAGAAAAGAAGGAACAUGUUGAGAAAGCUGGGGAUUUGCUGAAAUGGGUGUCAAACCUCAGCAAGACACUCAGCAAAGAAGGAGGAGAAAAGGCUGAAAAGACAGAUUUGCCUAAGCAGCAGAUUUCCCUUGAUGAAAUAUCAACCAAGAAAGAACAAAUAGCUGAAGCUCUGCAGACUACUCAAGCAUUUUUAGCUAAGCACAGUGACAAAAUGACAGAUGAAGAGAGGAAUGAAAUGGAAAAACAAGUCAGAUCCCUCCAGGAGAGCUACAGCUUGUUAUCCAAUGAAGCUUUGAAGCAGCUGCAGGAAGCACAGUAUUUGGAUGAUGAAAAGAUGGAAGAAAAGGUGAAUAAUGUCAUUGCUGGUAUCAUUGACCAAACAACUGGAGAAGUCCUUUCAGUUUUUCAGUCUGUUCUAAAAGGUUUUAUUGACUAUGACACUGGAGUUAGAUUGCUCGAAAAUCAGCUGAUCCUCACUGGAAUCAUUUCUCCAGAAUUAGGAGUAUGUUAUGAUUUGGAAGAAGCUAAAGCUCGUGCCUUAAUUGAUGAGCAGACUCUGUUGCAGCUGCAGGAAUUAAAUAAUGCAAAGAAACUUAUUUCAGAAUCAUCAUUAUCAAACCUUCCAGUUGUGUCAGCUUUAGAACAAGGUCUAAUUUCAGAACCUUUAGCUAUUAAGAUUCUUGAGAAUCAGCUUUCAAGUGGGCACUUGAUUUUGCCAUCUACUGGAGAGCACCUGACUUUGCAGAGUGCUUUCCAGAGAAACCUGAUUUCUCCAACAUUAUAUGCAAAGCUUCUGGAAAAAGACACUUGUAAAGAUCUCAUAGACCCUAACUGUGCUGAAAAGAUUUCCCUUGAACAGAUGGUUCAUAGAAGCAUAAUACAUGAAGAAACAGGGUUAAGACUCCUACCUGUGAAACCACAAGAAAAAGGUAGAAUCACAUUCAAAUGUGGAAGGAAGAUAACUAUUUUGAGGGCAGCCCACGAAGGACUCAUCGACCGGGAAACAAUGUUCAGGCUACUGGGGGCUCAGAUGAUGUCUGGAGGUAUAAUUGACCCUGACUCAGGGAAGCGAUUGACUGUGGAAGAGGCCACGAGACAAGGGAUGAUAGAUCAGGACACCGCUUGUGGGAUCCUCACGCAUCAGGUUCAGGCUGGUGGAAUCCUUUGUCCAAAUUCAGGCCAACGCUUGACUGUUGAUGAAGCUGUACAGUGCAAUUUAAUAUCAUCUACCAGUGCACUGCUGGUAUUAGAAGCACAGAGAGGCUUUGUUGGACUAAUAUGGCCUCACACGGGUGAAAUAUUCCCAAUAUCAACUUCUUUGCACCAAGAGAUGAUAACAAAUGAGCUGGCAUUCAAAAUACUAAAUGAUAGGCAGAAAAUAGCUGCACUUUACAUUCCAGAAACUUGUGAAGUACUCGGUCUAGAUCAGGCUGCACAAUCAGGGUUAAUAGACAUCAAUACUGUGUCUGUUCUGAACAGUGUGAUUUUACCAGAUAAAAUGCCCAGUGUAGAAGAGUUAGAAUCCCCUUGUAAAAAUGCUGCAAAAUGGUUAUCAACAUAUGAGCUCUUGCCAUCUGUAUUUCAUGACUGUGAGGAGGAACACGAAGAUUCUGGAACACAAGACCCUGUAUGUCGUAAUACAGAUCAAGCUAAGAAGUUAUUCAUAUCUUAUCUGAUGGUAAAUAGUUAUAUGGAUGCAAACACUGGAAGAAGACUUCUGUUGUAUGACGGACAACUGCAAGAAGCCAUCAGUAUGUUGCUGGAAGGGGGUAGUUCUAUGUACAAUAUUGAUGAAAAUGAGUUUAGCAACAAAUACAUAAGCCCAAUAGGAAUUAAUCAAAAGUCAGCUGACAAUGUCCAUUUUAGUAAUGUUGCAGGCAAUGUUCAAGGUGAUCUUUCAGGUGUUGAAAGCACUUCUAAUGACAGAAAGUUAAUUCAGUUUGAUGAUUUAGGGAAUGAUAAAUGUUUACAGGGAAAAGAUCUCUAUGUGUGUAGAUCAGGUGUUUGCAAUACUAGUGGUACUGAGCAAUCAGAAUAUGCACAGGAGAUGUUGUUAACUAAACCUCCAGAACUUAGAAAUGUAGAAAGUAGCACUCAAAAUUCCACAGACAGAAAUGUGCUCAAAGGUCUUCUGGAGGAUUCUGAGUGGACGCAAGUAGAGCUGUGUAAGCAUAAUGAUCAGAAAGCAAAUUCAGGAAACAUUGAAGGAUUUCUUCUAAAUGACUCAAAUCCAAAUCUUAUUUCAGAAACAGGGAAGGAGGAUAUUCUUUUGGCAGACAGUCUGUGUAAGGAAAACAUUAAUGAUAAAACCUUACAAAAGUCCUCGAGUGUGAAUGACUUGUCAGAUGAUAAAAUCUGGAGAGACAUGGAAAGGUGCAUGGAAUAUGAGCCUCACAUACUAGAAACUGACAGUUAUGGAAUGGUACUGGACAAUGGAAAGAAAGACGACUUUCAGAGAAGUUUUGGUUCAUCAGCCAGUGCAGAUAAUGAAUAUAGACUUCGAGAAGAAUCAGGUAGUCGAUGUGGUCACACGCUACAGUUUGAUGAUAAUAGAUACAGUGAGCAACCUCUACAGGGCUACACUGAUGUGCAUAACAGGGCAUCCGUAGAGGACUAUCCUUACAGACAUGGCAGGCUGUCUCUGGAGGGUUGUACUGAUUCGCCACGUAAGCUUUGUCUAGAAGAUGGUAGAGACAUACAGUGGACGCCUUUGUUGGAAAGCAAUACUGUUGCACACGAUGGACCUUCUGUGGGGGACAGUAACAGCACAGCACAAAGUCUAGCAGUAGAAGAAAGCGAUCUGCAAUUUGACAGGUUAUUACUGGGUGACAGUAGUUCUGACUCAUCACUAGAAGGAAGUGAUAGCAUCCCACAGUUUGAAAGUAACCACUUGGAGCAUGAAUAUGGUGAGGUAGCCUCUGAAGAGGACAGCUCGCUGUUUGAUGAUGACGACGACGAUGCCUAUGAAACUCCUCAGGUUGAUGAUGAUGACAGUGAUGUCUAUGGUUCUCCACAAAUUGAUGAUGAUGAGUCCUAUGACACCCCUCAAGGUGAUGAUGAUUUUGAUACCUUGCAGUUAGGGGAUGUUGAUACACCAGAGCCAGAGAAUGUUCCAUUAGGAACAGAGGAGGGGGGUGGUCUAAUAGCUCUGAGAGAAGAGAACAGCUCUUUUCAAGAACUUCCAACUAGUGCUGGAGAGAGUGUCCAUUACUUAAGGGAUGUAAAUCUGAUAGGUCUACCUGACAGCAUAAAUACAGCUUCUGCAAGUGCUGAAACGUUGGAAACAGUCCCUGUGGAGGAAAGGGAAAGAACAGGGGGCUUUGGAGAGAAGCAAAAAUUACCAGUUACUCCGGAGAGUGAAGGAAGAAAGGAGGGAUGCCUCACUUCUUUAUUGAAUUUGUAUGAAACAAAAGUACAGCGAGACAGAAAUGAAGAAGAUGAAAUGAAAGCAGAAAGCACCUCCAGUGAGGAUGAAUCUGAAGGAACACAGGAGGAGGAAGAUUAUGAUUAUGACUGUAUUGAUUAUGAUAGUUACGAUGACUCUGAUACUGAUUCUGACAGUGAUGAAGAAAUGGAUACUUUUUACUCACACCAUCAGUGUAAAAACAAAGAUGAGCAGCUGUUAAUUUCUGUAGGAGACGUACAAAAUAGUGACAAAAAUAAUCAGAAUAUUGAUGACUUUUGCUAUUCUUUAGGCCACCAGACAGGGUACAGUUUGCAAUUCCAGUCUAACCAUGGAAAUAGAAGACUGUCCUUGGGAAACUGUGAAACUUCAUCGGAUGUUUAUGAGGAAAGGUAUGCCAGUGUUACAUGUACAAGCGAAGAAGAAAGACAACAGAAAACAGAAAACGAAUAUGGGAUUUGUGUUGAAAGUAAACACAUGUCACAAGAUACUACAGAGCAUAUUCAGUCUGAAAAUACCUUUGACACUAAAUGGAUGUCCUGUAAGAGUGAAGAAAGCAAUAGAACACAGAUUCUUGAUGAUACUAUGACAUCUGACGUUAAUGUAACACCAUUCCUAAUUAGAAAGCAACCUAAUGGUGAUGAUGAAAGUACUCAGACGAAUAUGCUUCUCUCAGAAUGCUUUACUGAUAGCAUGAACAAAAACAAUAAUACUGUGCCAAUAUUACACUCAAGUCGUGGACAAAGACAAAAAGAAGCAGUAUUUGCAGAGAAAAAGAUAUUAAAUGACAUGGCUGGUAUGGAACAACUAAAGGCAAGUUCAUCCCAAAAGGACAGUAAAUUCCUCACAGAUGUGCCUUAUCCAAGUGAUGAUAGCUCACUUCAUGACCGGGUAGAUCCAAUUACCAAUAGGAAGCAUGAUCAAAUAGGAAAAGGUUUUGAAAUUCGUGCAGAAAAUAAAGAUAGAGUAAAUAUUAUAAAGGAAUGUGAUAUUACGGAGCUAAGUAAAAGUCCCAUACAUAUGGAAAGUCUUGGGGAAAUAUUUGAUGCAUCAGCAACUAAAGGUGGUAGAGGAACUCCUCUUUCAAGUAAAGAAAAAGGAAAUAUUGGUGAGAUUUUGCCUGACAUUGGAGAGACAGUUGUCUGUCAAAGUAUUGACAGUAUUCAUAAAGACAUUUCAGAAAACAGGAGCAGCAGUGAUAAUGAACUUACCCUUACAAAAGCAGGUGCUUUAGGAAGUACUGAGGACGCCAAAGAAUCAGGGGAUGGGAUUGUGCUACCUUCUGGGAAUCAUGCACAUACCACUGGUGCUUCUUCUGCAGUUCUGAGCAGCAUAGGGGCUGACUCGAAUAAUGGUGACCAGAAAGAAUAUGAAGGACUGAAAAACACAAAGGGAGAAGAAUUCCUGGCCAAUGAGACUUCUUCCUUUGAAAAUGGUUUCAAAAAACAAAUGUCCAUGGAAUCAUUACAAACGGAAAUAGGACCUUGCAAAGAUUUUCAAGUAAAGAAGGGCUUUUCACAGUCACCAGAAAUGUCUGACACACUAAUGGAAGACUUAAAGAAUAUAUUACAAAGGAAAUUGAAGGUGGGACAUAUUUACUGCAAGGAAGAGGGUGAACCCCUAAGUUACUCUGAUACCAAAACUCUGAUGCAAAAUUUACUUGCAAUGGUUAGAAGCACCCAGCCUGGAAGCAGCAUGUCUUGUGAGUCAAAUCUUAGUCAAACAAGCAGUACUGCUAGAACAGCAUUAAUGGUUACUGCACCAUGCACAGAGCCAAAGGACAGCGAUGCUCUUUCCUUGCUCUGGCCUGAUUGCAGGAGUCCUGAUCUUCUUCGUGAUAUCCUGAAGCAGGAAUCCUGUAAGCAAAAGAUGGAUGAUCCAAAUGAAAUGAAGAGUGAAAUAGACCAAGAGGUGAAAGGUCCUGUUGCAAAACUUAGGACUUCUGAAAUUACGGAGAUUUUUCAAAUGUCAUCUGGAGAUGAAUGUACAAGCAAAUUAGAGGAGCUGAUAAGUGGUUUGCUUACGAGCUCACAGGUUGCUGGCAUCACCACAGGACAUGAAGGUAAAGGCAAAGUAGAUGGGCUUUGUACUCUUUUCUCCACAGAACAACCAGAGUUUGGAUAUGAAAUUCCUAAAGAGAAAACAUUGGCAGAUGACAUAGCUGUUGCUUGGAAAAGUGACCAGGAGUAUGAGAAGACAGACAGCCUUUCCAAAAGCAUUACUGAACCUGCUUACAAAAGCAAAGAAGCAGUCCUGGAUGACAACCUCACUAGCAUGGUCGAUGGAGUACAGAAAUGUUUCAAGUUAACAGAGAAAAUGAGAGAACAUUUGAUGGUGCUUCAAGAAAUGAAAAGCCACCUAGAUAACCAGAAACCUAUUAGUAGCAACCUGGAAAUACUAAAAGAACAAUUAGAACAACUAGAGUCAUUUGAAUCCGGAUUGGCUACCUUUGCAAUUAUCCUAAAAAAGGACACAAAGUUGACAGAAGAGUUUUUAAAGUUUAAUCACAAGGAUGUUCCCAAAGAGAAACUUAAAGAGCUAAAGAUAAGCUAUGACUAUUUGCAGGAAGCAUUUCUGGUGGUCUGUGAUACAUCUUCAAAACGAGCAAAACAAAUAGUCUGUGCUAUUGACUCGGAAAUGUCUAAGCUUGCAGAAUCACACCAGCAACUUUUAAGCAAACUCCAGAGAUUUUCAGACUGGAUCACAGAACACAGUAAAAUCGUGAAUGACUUCACAGUGAAUACUAAUGACAUAGAAGAUAUGAAGCAAAGUUUACAACUGCUUAAAAACACUGCUGCAGAGCUUGGCUGUACAAAAAUGCAACUGGAGUCCACUGCGUUUGAUGUUCAGUUCUUCAUUUCUGAACACGCCCAAGAUCUUUCUCCUAAUCAGAGCAAACAGCUUCUGAGACUCUUAAAUGCCACCCAGAAAUCUUUUCAGGAAGUACAGGAAGCAAUAACAUCUCAAGUGAAAAGUUUAGAGACUGAGUUACAGGCAGCACAAGAGCUGGGUGAUCAGAAGGAUGUGGCUGAACGGCAGCAGGAAUGCAAAGAGAAGCUGCAGGAAAUAUGUGAUUUGCUUAGACAGACUGAAAAUCGACUCAUUGGACAGCAAGAGUCUCUCAUUAUUGGAGACAGCAAGGCUGAGCUAGAACAAUACCAGACCAAACAAGAGGAGAUACAAAAAGACAUGAGAGCAAGUGCCCAGAAAUUGGCAGAGAUUGUGAAAAAUACUGAAACCUUCUUGAAAGAAAAUGGAGAGAAGUUGUCACAAGAAGACAAGGCUAUUCUUGAACAGAAACUGAAUGAAGCUAAGACAAAGUGUUUGCUCCUUAGCCAGAAGGCAGAAGAGUCCAAAAAAGAACUGGAUAAGGCUAUGACAACAGCAAUUAAGCAGGAAACAGAAAAGGUUGCAGCCAUAGAACAGCUGGAAGAAAGUAAAAAUACAAUAGAAAAUCUCUUGGAUUGGUUGUCAAAUGUGGAUAAAGAAGCAGAGCACGGUAGGAAAUUUAAGCAGGCGAUAGAACAGAAUGGAACGCACUUUGAAGAGGGAGAUAUGAAGGCUUUGGAAGGAGAGGAGGAUGAUGUCAAUGGUAAUCUGUUGGAUAUUCAGCAAGACAUUGAAAGUCAAGUGGAUGGACUAGUAAAAAGCACAGAAGAUAAUCUGAACCAGCAGUAUCAGAAAGUCAAGGCUCAACAUGAGAAAAUUAUUUCACAGCAGCAGGCUGUCAUAAUAGCAACUCAAUCUGCUCAGGCACUACUUGAGAAGCAAGGCCACUACCUUUCCCCCGAAGAAAAGGAGAAGAUGCAAAGGAACAUGAAAGAGCUGAAGGCUCAGUAUGAGACUGCUUUAGCUGAAUCUGAACGGAAAAUGAAGAUGACUCAUUCUCUGAGGGAAGAACUUGAGAAGUUUGAUACAGAUUAUAGUGAAUUUGAAACCUGGCUGCAGCAGGCAGAACAAGAACUCGACAAUUUGGAGGCUGGUGCUUCUGACUUCAGUGGUAUUACGGUCAAAUUGAAAAGGCAAAAGAGUUUUUCAGAAGACGUUAUAUCUCACAAAGGUGAUUUACGGUAUAUUACAAUUUCUGGACAAAGAGUUUUGGACGCAGCAAGGUCAUGUAGCAAAAGAGAUGGUGUCAAGGUUGACAAAGAUGGUAUUGAUACUUCGGCUACUUAUGCUGAAGUGCAAAAUAAACUGGAUAGUGCUUCAGAUCGUUUUAAAUCUCUCUAUACUAAGUGUAGCAUCCUUGGAAAUAACCUUAAGGACCUGGCAGAUAAAUACCAGCAUUAUGAAGAUGCCUCAUCUGGACUUUUGUCGGGUCUUCAGGCCUCUGAAAUAGCUGUUAACAAACAACUAUCUGAGCCAAUUGCAGUGGAUCCCAAAAAUCUCCAAAGACAACUGGAAGAAACGAAGGUUCUUCAAGGACAAGUGUCUAACCACCAAAUUGCUGUAGAAAAACUUAAAAAAGCUGCUGAAGUGCUUUUGGAUACAAGAGGAGAGUUGACACCAGACAAAGAUGAGAUUCAGAAAACACUGGAUGAUAUUGUGGAGAGAUAUGACAAUUUAUCAAAGUCUGUGAAUGAAAGGAAUGAGAAGCUCCAAAUAACUCUGACACGAUCCCUAAGUGUGCAGGAUGGUUUGGAUGAAAUGCUGGAUUGGAUGGAAGGUGUUGAAAAGAGCCUUGAAGAAAAAGAUCAAGUGCCUUUGAAUUCUGUUGCUAUUCAGGACAUCAUUAGUAAAAGCAUUAUGCUAGAACAAGACAUUGCAGGUCGCCAAAGCAGUAUAAACACUAUGAAUGAGAAAGUGAAGAAGUUCAUGGAAACAGCAGAUCCAUCCACUGCAUCCUCACUGCAAGCUAAAAUGAGUGAACUUGCAGGACGGUUUUCUACAGCAAGUAAGAAGCAUAAAGAAAAGCUUAUGAAAAUGGAGGAGUUGAAGACUAAAGUGGAGUUAUUUGAAGGUCUGACAGAAAAACUUCAGUCGUUCCUAGAUGAGAAAAACCAGGCUCUCAGUGAGACUGAGGCUCCGAGAAAGGAUGUUAGUGAAGUAUCUCAGUAUAUGCAGGAGGCUUGUGUAGAAUUGGCACAACAUAAGAAAGAUCUGGAAGUUUUGCAGCAGCUUCUCGAAGAACUUUCAUUCCACGCUCUUCCUGGGGAUAAAGCAUUGGUAGCAGAAAAAGUAAAUGCUUUGUCAAAAAAAUUCAGAGAGGUAGAGCAGACCGUAAAAGAAAAAGAAGAGGACGUAUCAUCUUGUCAGAAAGAAAUGGAUACUUUUGAGCUACUUGUGGAAUCUUUAAAGAAAUGGAUAAAAGAGACGACAGAACGUAUUCCAGCAGCACAACCCUCUCUGAAUACAGAGGAGUUAAAGAAGCCUUUGGAAGAUACCUUGAAUUUAAAAGAUGAAUGGACGUUAAAAGCAACUGAAGUGCAGAAAAUGAACAGCAGAGGAACGUUGUUGUGUAAUCUGAUUACUGCUGUGACUUCUCCUGCAAAACUGAGAGCAGUUGCAAAAUCAGGUGGCACAGUGUUAAAUGGUGAAGGAGGAGCUCCAGGAACUCAGGAUUUUCUGAAAAAUAAAGAACUGACAGCUGUUCAACAAGCCAUGUCUGAUGUAAAUCAUAGUUAUGAAGAUUUGGGAGUUUUAUUGAAGGAAAAGAUUUCAGAACUAGAAAGUAUGCUUUCAAAAAUGCAAAAUAUUCAGGAAGAAUCAGCCUCAGUGAUGCAGUGGUUACAAAAAAUGGACAAAACUGCAUCAGAUUGGGAAGCUGCUCCAACUGAUAGUGAAGCUGUUAAAGCUCAAGUUGAGCAACAUAAGCUAUUUGAAACUGAAUUAAAGCAAAGUGCGAAUAAAGUGCAGGAACUAAAGGACAAAGUGACAGAGCUGUUGGAGAAGAACCCCGACUCUGCCGAGGCACCCAAAUGGAGACAAACAUUGGAUAAAAUAGAUUCCAAGUGGAAAGAGCUCAAUCAAGUUACAUCUGAGAGACAACAAAAACUGGAAGAGUCUUCAAAUUACCUGACCCAGUUCCAGACAGCAGAAGCUCAGCUAAAGCACUGGCUUGUAGAAAAGGAGCUAAUGGUCAGUGUGUUGGGACCCCUGUCAAUCGAUCCAAAUAUGCUGAAUACUCAAAAGCAACAGGUUCAGAUUCUGCUCAAGGAAUUCGACACCAGAAAGCCACAGUACGAGCAGUUAACUAUGGCUGGUGAAGGGAUCCUGAAGAGACCUGGUGAACAUCCUCCCUCUCAUGAGACUGUGAAAGAGCAACUGGCAGCUGUGGCACAAAAAUGGGACAACCUAACUGGCCAGCUGAGUAACAGAUGUGACCGAAUUGACCAAGCCAUUGUGAAAAGCACAGAGUACCAAAGCCUACUCAGAAGUCUGUCUGACAAGCUAAGUGCCUUGGAUAGCAAACUGAGCAGCAGCCUGGCUGUGAGCACACAACCUGAUGCUGUGAAACAACAACUGGAAAUUGCUAAAGAAAUGAAGGAGGAAAUAGAACGGGAAAUGAAGAAUAUAAAUGCAGCUCAAGCUCUUUGUGAAGAGCUGUCAACACUGGUUGGAGAAGAGUAUUUGAAAGCAGAACUUACGAGACAGUUAGAUGGCAUCCUAAAAUCGUUUAAGGAUAUUGAGCAAAAAUCAGAUAACCAUGUUCAGCAGCUUCAGUCAGCGUAUGCCACUUCUCAUCAGUUCCAGCAGAUGUCUAAGGACUUCCAGGCCUGGCUAGACAAAAAGAAAGAAGAGCUGAACCAGGCUCGUCCUAUAUCAGCCAAACUUGAUACCUUGCAGUCCCUAAUUGAAGAACAGAAAGAUUUUAAGAAGACUCUGACCAACAAAAUCGGUUCGUAUGAAAAAAUUGUUGCAGAAGGAGAAAGCAUCUUACAGAAGACUCAAGGAGCUGACAAAGCAGCAUUACAGUCCCAAAUUGCCACACUCAGAAGUAACUGGGAUGAAAUGGAUAAGCAGGUAAAAGAAAGGCAAGAUAAAUUAACAGACUGUCUGGAGAAAGCCCUCAAAUACAAGCAGCAUGUAGAAAAUUUGCAGCCGUGGAUAGAGAAAUGCCAAAGCAACCUGUCUGAAUUAAAAGUUGGCAUAAACCCUGCAGAAAUAGAGAAUUCUGUUGUUCAGGUGAGGGCCUGGCAGAAGGACCUGGAUAAACACCAUGGGAUGGUGGAGCUAUUAAAUAACACUGCUGAAAGUUUGCUCAGUGCAAGUGAAACAGAUAAAGAAAUUGUUAGAGAAGAAACUAAGGCACUGAAUCAGAAAGUGAAUAUGGUCACAGAACAAUUGCAUAAGAAGAGAGAGUGCUUGGAAAAUAUGGCACAAAGGCUGAAAGAGUUUCAGGAAUCAUCCAAGGAAACAGAAAAACAGCUUAAAAGUGCCAAAGAGCAUCUGGAAGCUCAUGAUUCGCUUGGACCUCAGUCAUUCAGUAACAAACACCUGACAAUGAUGCAGGCCCAGCAGAAAGCUUUACAGACUUUAAAGCCUCAUGUUGAUUCAGUAAAAAAGCUUGCCCAAGACCUGGUGGUAGAAGCUUCUGAUUCAGCUGGUGUUUCUGACCUUUUGCUCCAAGCUGAAUCUUUGGAGCAGGAAUACAAUGCAGUGAACCAGCAGGUUGAAGAUAGGUGCUCGUUCUUGGAGACAAAACUUCAGGGAAUUGGCCAUUUCCAAAACAGCAUCAGAGAGAUGUUCUCUCAGUUUGCAGAGUUUGAUGAUGAACUUGAUAGCAUGGCUCCAGUGGGGAGAGAUCUUGUUGUACUGCAAUCACAGAGAGAGGAUAUAAAAUGUUUCCUGAAAAAACUGGAAGAUCUUAUAAUGAAUAAUGAAAAUGCUAAUAAAAACUGUAAAAUGAUGCUAGCCACAGAAGCUGAAGCUUCUCCUGAUCUUGUUGGUAUAAAACGGGACUUGGAAGCAUUAAAUAAACAGUGCAACAAGCUCCUAGACAGAGCAAAAGCCAGGGAAGAUCAAGUGGAAGGUACAAUUAGCCGUGUUGAGGAGUUUUACAGUAAAUUAAAAGAAUUUUCCAGUCUGCUUGGGAGAGCUGAAGAGCACGAAGAAUCACAAGGUCCUGUUGGAAUGGAAACAGAAACCAUCAAUCAGCAGCUGGAUACGUUCAAGGUAUUCCAGAAAGAAGAAAUUGAACCCCUGCAAGUUAAGCAACAGGAGGUAAAUUGGUUGGGCCAAGGCCUUAUUCAAAGUGCUGCUAAAAGUACCAACACAGAGAACCUUGAACAUGACCUUGAAGACGUUAACACCCGGUGGAAGACUCUUAAUAAGAAGGUUGCCCAGCGUGCUGCACAAUUGCAGGAAGCUCUCCUUCACUGUGGGAGAUUUCAGGAUGCCCUUGAAUCUCUGCUUAGCUGGCUCAUUGAUACAGAAGAACUUGUGGCUAAUCAGAAGCCACCAUCUGCCGAAUUCAAAGUCGUGAAGGCCCAAAUACAAGAACAGAAACUUCUCCAGAGGUUGCUGGAUGACCGCAAGCCUACUGUUGAGGUAAUCAAGCGUGAAGGAGAGAAAAUUGCAGAGUCAGCAGAACCUGCUGAUAAAGUGAAAAUCUUGAAACAGCUGAGUUUCCUGGACAGUCGAUGGGAUGCAUUGCUCAGUAAAGCUGAAACAAGGAACCGCCAGUUGGAAGGCAUCUCAGUGGUAGCACAGCAGUUUCAUGAAGCUCUGGAGCCACUGGUGGAGUGGCUGACCGCCACAGAGAAGAGGCUUGCAAAUGCUGAACCCAUUGGAACGCAGGCCUCCAAACUGCAACAGCAGAUUGCUCAGCAUAAAGCUCUAGAAGAUGAUGUUCUAGCUCACAAUAAGAGUUUACAUCAGGCCAUUAGUAUCGGUCAGUCUCUAAAGACUAUGAGCUCCAGGGAAGAUAAAGAUAUGGUGCAGGAAAAGCUAGAUUCUUCUCAGGCCCGAUACAUUGAGAUUCAAGAGAAGAGCAACAGCAGGUCUGAACUUCUCCAGCAAGCCUACUGCAAUGCUCAAAUUUUUGGGGAGGACGAAGUUGAAUUGAUGAACUGGCUGAAUGAAGUCCAUGAUAAACUGAGCAAAUUGUCAGUCCAAGAUUGCAACGCAGAAUUGAUUGAGAAACAGCACUCUGAACUACUGGAUCUUCAGGAGGAGAUUCUUCUUAGAAAACAAAAUGUUGAUUUGGCUAUACAAAAUGGCUUAGAGCUUCUCAAGCAAACAACAGGUGAUGAAGUUGUAAUAAUUCAAGAUAAACUGGAAGGCAUUAAAGCGAGGUACAAAGACAUUACAAAAUUGAGCUCUGACGUGUCCAAGACCUUAGAGCAGGCUCUGCAGCUUGCAGGUCAACUACACUCAACCCAUGAGGAGCUCUGCAAAUGGCUUGAUAAAGUGGAAGUGGAGUUACUGUCAUAUGAAACUCAAAUACCACAGGGUGAAGAAUUAAGCCAAGCACAAGAAAGACAAAAAGAGCUGAAAAAAGAAGCAAAGAACAACAAAGCCUUAGUGGACACCCUGAAUGAAGUCGGCAGUGCCUUCCUGGAGCUGGUGCCAUGGAGGGCCAGAGAGGGGCUCGACAAGAUGAUAACAGAGGACAACGAGCGAUACAGAUUAGUGAGCGACACGAUCUCGCAGAAGGUGGAUGAGAUUGACGCUGCCAUCCUGAGAUCCCAGCAGUUUGAUCAAGCAGCUGAUGCUGAGCUCGCCUGGAUUGGAGAAACAGAAAAGAAACUGAUGUCUCUGGGUGAUAUUAGGCUUGAGCAAGACCAGACCACAGCUCAGCUACAAGUUCAAAAGGCUUUUACCAUGGAGAUUUUGCGACACAAGGAUACUAUAGAUGCACUUGUUAAGUCUGGGGAUAAGAUAAUGAACACAUGCACUGAAGAAGAGAAACAGACCAUAAAGAAAAAACUGGAAAGCCUGUUGCAGAAAUAUGAUACAGUCUGUCAAAUGAACUCUGAGAGAAACCUCCAGCUGGAACGGGCUCAGUCUCUGGUUAAUCAGUUCUGGGAGACUUAUGAAGAGCUUUGGCCAUGGUUAACUGAAACAGAAAUGAUCAUCUCUCAGCUUCCUGCACCAGCCCUUGAAUAUGAAACUUUAAAGCAACAACAAGAAGAGCAUCGGCAACUGCGUGAGCUGAUUGCUGAACACAAGCCUCAUAUAGAUAAGAUGAACAAAACCGGGCCUCAAUUGCUGGAGCUGAGCCCAGGAGAAGGUUUUUCUAUCCAAGAGAAAUAUGUGGCAGCUGACACCCUUUACAGUAAAAUUAAGGAAGAUGUCAAAAAGCGAGCUUUGGCGCUGGAUGAAGCCAUUUCUCAGUGUACCCAGUUUCAUGACAAGAUAGAUCCAACUCUUGAGAGUCUGAAACGCAUAGUUGAACGUCUGAGGCAGCCGCCUUCAAUCUCAGCAGAGGUUGAGAAGAUUAAAGAGCAAAUUAGUGAAAAUAAGAAUGUGUCAAUGGAUCUGGAAAAACUUCAGCCGGUCUAUGAGACGCUUAAACAGCGAGGGGAGGAAAUGAUUGCUCGCUCAGAAGGAGCAGACAAGGAUAUAUCUGCUAAAGCUGUUCAAGAUAAACUAGACCAAAUGGUCCUCAUUUGGCAAGACAUCCAGACCUUGACUGAGGAGAGGGAGGCCAAAUUGUUGGACGUAAUGGAACUAGCUGAAAAGUUUUGGUGUGAUCAUAUGGCUCUUGUAGCUACUAUUAAAGAUACUCAGGACUUCAUUCGAGAACUGGAGGGACCUGGAGUUGACCCAUCUGUAGUCAAGCAACAGCAAGAAGCUGCUGAGGCUGUUAAAGAAGAAAUUGAUGGAUUGCAAGAAGAACUAGAAACAGUUGUGAGCCUUGGUUCUGAACUUAGAGCUGCUUGUGGGGAGCCUGACAAACCUAUUGUCAACAAGAGUAUUGAUGAGCUGAACUCUGCCUGGGAUGCCUUAAACAAAACAUGGAAAGAGCGGGUGGACAAACUUGCUGAAGCCAUGCAGGCAGCUGUUCAGUACCAGGAUGGACUGCAGGCAAUAUUUGACUGGGUAGACAUUGCUGGCAUCAAGUUAGCAUCUAUGUCCCCGGUUGGAACAGAUCUGGAGACAGUGAAGCAGCAAACAGAGGAACUUAAGCAAUUUAAAACAGAAGCUUAUCAGCAGCAGAUAGAAAUGGAAAGACUGAACCAUCAAGCAGAACUAUUGCUGAAGAAAGUAACACAGGAAAGUGACAAGCACACUGUUCAAGACCCUCUCUCAGAGCUCAAACUGAUGUGGGAUAGCCUAGAAGAAAAAAUUAUAAAUAGACAGCACAAGCUGGAAGGUGCCUUGUUAGCCUUGGGGCAGUUCCAGCAUGCCCUGGAUGAGUUACUGACGUGGCUGACGCAUACAGAAGACUUGCUGAAUGAACAGAAACCUGUGGGUGGAGACCCCAAGGCUAUUGAAAUUGAACUUGCCAAACAUCAUGUGCUACAAAAUGAUGUUUUAGCUCACCAGUCUACAGUGGAAGCAGUUAAGAAAGCUGGAAGUGACCUGAUUGAAUCAAGUGCUGUUGAAGAAGCAAGUAAUUUACGGAGCAAAUUGGAACUUCUGAAUCAGCGCUGGCAAAAUGUGUUGGAAAAAACAGAACAAAGGAAACAGCAGCUGGACAGUGCCUUGAUCCAGGCCCAAGGUUUCCAUGGUGAAGUUGAAGAUAUGCAGCAAUGGCUGACAGACACUGAACGUCAGCUGUUGGCAUCAAAACCUGUUGGAGGCUUACCAGAAACAGCAAGAGAACAGCUUAAUACCCAUAUGGAACUUUGUGCUGCCUUUGAAGCCAAAGAAGAGACAUAUAAGUGUCUAAUGCAGAAAGGCCAGCAGAUGCUUGCAAGAUGCCCAGAGUCUGCCGAAACAAAUGUUGAGCAGGACAUAAAUAACUUAAAAGAAAAAUGGGAAUCAGUACAAACAAAGCUCAGUGAAAGAAAAACCAAACUGGAAGAAGCUCUUAAUUUAGCAAUGGAGUUCCACAACUCACUUCAAGAUUUCAUCAACUGGCUUACUCAGGCAGAGCAAACUCUAACUGCAGCUUCUCGGCCAAGUCUUAUCUUGGACACUGUCUUGUUUCAAAUUGAUGAACACAAGGUUUUUGCCACAGAGGUGAAUUCUCAUCGAGAUCAGAUCAUAGAACUGGACAAAACUGGAACCCAUUUGAAAUACUUCAGCCAGAAACAGGAUGUUGUACUUAUUAAGAAUCUGCUGAUUAGUGUACAGAGUAGAUGGGAAAAAGUAGUCCAACGCUUAGUUGAAAGGGGAAGAGCUUUGGAUGAUGCAAGGAAACGAGCCAAACAGUUCCAUGAAGCCUGGCACAAACUUAUGGAGUGGCUGGAAGAAUCUGAGAAAUCUCUGGACUCUGAUCUUGAAAUUGCAAAUGACCCUGACAAAAUAAAGAUGCAGCUUGCGCAGCAUAAGGAAUUCCAGAAAUCUCUUGGUGCCAAACACUCUGUAUAUGAUACCACAAACAGGACUGGACGCUCCUUGAAAGAGAAAACUACUUUGGCUGAUGACAAUCUGAAACUUGAUGAUAUGCUGAGUGAGCUAAGGGAUAAAUGGGACACAAUUUGUGGAAAAUCAGUAGAAAGACAAAAUAAACUAGAGGAAGCCCUGUUAUUUUCGGGACAAUUUACUGAUGCUCUGCAAGCUCUCAUUGAUUGGUUAUACAAAAUUGAACCCCAGCUAGCAGAAGAUCAGCCGGUACAUGGAGACAUUGAUUUAGUGAUGAACCUGAUUGACAAUCACAAGGUUUUCCAGAAGGAACUGGGAAAAAGAACGAGCAGUGUCCAGGCUCUGAAGCGCUCUGCCCGAGAGCUGAUAGAAGGCAGUCGUGAUGACUCCUCCUGGGUCAAAGUCCAAAUGCAGGAGCUAAGCACUCGCUGGGAGACAGUUUGUGCCCUGUCAGUAUCCAAGCAAACGCGACUGGAACAGGCUCUCCGACAGGCAGAGGAAUUCCACUCUGUUGUUCAUGUCCUCUUGGAGUGGCUGGCAGAGGCUGAGCAGGCUCUUCGCUUCCACGGCGUCCUUCCAGAUGAUGAAGAGGCCUUGCGUACCCUGAUAGACCAGCACAGGGAGUUUAUGAAGAAACUGGAAGAGAAAAAGGCAGAACUGAAUAAAGCAACAGGUAUGGGAGAAGCUAUCCUGGCUAUCUGCCACCCAGACUCCAUCACCACCAUUAAGCACUGGAUAACAAUCAUCAGAGCCAGGUUUGAAGAGGUAUUAGCAUGGGCUAAACAACAUCAGCAAAGACUGGCGGGAGCUCUGGCUGGACUUAUUGCUAACCAGGAACUGCUGGAAGCUUUGCUGUCCUGGUUGCAGUGGGCAGAGACUACACUCACUGAAAAAGAUAAAGAGGUUAUCCCCCAGGAGAUCGAGGAAGUUAAAGCACUUAUAGCUGAACAUCAGACAUUCAUGGAGGAAAUGACCAGAAAACAACCUGAUGUGGAUAAAGUUACAAAGACCUAUAAAAGAAAGGCACUUGAACCCACUCCUGUACAAUCUCAUAUUCCUGUCCUUGAUAAGGGGAGAGCAGGAAGAAAGCGUUCCCCCACGCCAGGCAUAUAUCCGUCAGCAGCCCAGGCACAAAUUGAAACCAAAAAUCCACGGGUAAACCUUUUAGUCAGCAAAUGGCAGCAAGUCUGGCUUCUGGCCUUGGAAAGAAGAAGAAAACUUAAUGAUGCUUUGGACAGACUUGAAGAGCUGAGAGAAUUUGCCAACUUUGAUUUUGAUAUUUGGAGGAAAAAGUACAUGCGAUGGAUGAACCAUAAGAAGUCUCGUGUGAUGGACUUCUUUAGAAGGAUUGAUAAAGAUCAGGAUGGAAAGAUAACGAGACAGGAAUUUAUUGAUGGAAUUCUUUCUUCAAAAUUCCCAACAAGCCGACUUGAAAUGAGUGCUGUUGCAGAUAUUUUUGAUAGAGAUGGUGAUGGGUAUAUUGACUAUUACGAGUUUGUAGCAGCUCUUCAUCCAAACAAGGAUGCUUACAAGCCUCUCACAGAUGCUGACAAAAUUGAAGAUGAGGUUACAAGGCAGGUAGCUAAAUGUAAAUGUGCAAAACGGUUUCAAGUGGAACAGAUUGGGGAUAACAAGUACAGGUUCUUCCUGGGAAAUCAGUUUGGUGACUCUCAACAACUACGCCUUGUUCGUAUCCUAAGAAGUACGGUCAUGGUGCGUGUUGGAGGUGGCUGGAUGGCACUUGAUGAGUUCUUAGUGAAAAAUGAUCCUUGCAGGGUUCAUCAUCACGGGAGUAAAAUGUUACGUUCGGAAUCAAACUCUUCAAUUACCACUCAGCCUACUAUAGCUAAAGGGAGGACAAACGUGGAGCUGCGUGAGAAGUUCAUUUUGGCAGACGGUGCCAGUCAGAGCAUGGCAGCUUUCCGACCACGAGGCCGUCGAUCACGACCCUCUUCAAGGGGAGCUUCUCCCAACAGAUCUACUUCUCUGUCGAGUCAGGCUGGCCAGGCAGCUGUCCCACAAGCAGUUGCUACAAGUACACCGAAGACACCCCAUCAUUUAACACGCAACUAUGGUAAGCCAUGGUUGACAAACAGCAAAACGUCAACUCCUUCUAAGCCAGCAGAAUCCUCAGACUAUCAAGGGUCAUCUGCAGAGGGAACACCCAUUCAAGGAAGUAAACUCAGACUGCCAGGAUACCUAUCAGGGAAGAGUUUCCACUCUGGAGAAGACAGUGGCAUCCUGUCCACUGCAGCUACCAGAGUUAGAGCUCAGUUUGCAGAAACCAGAAGAACUCCAAGCAGACCUGGGAGCCGAGCAGGAAGCAAGGCUGGCAGCAGGUCAAGUAGCCGCCGAGGCAGUGAUGCAUCUGACUUUGAUAUUUCAGAAAUCCAGUCUGUAUGCUCAGAUAUGUCAGAGACUGUUCCACCUACAAGCAGACCGACACCCCGAGCAGGUUCUCGGCCAGGAUCAGCCAAGCCUUCCAAAAUUCCAACUCCCCAGAGAAGGCCACUAGCCAGCAAAUUGGACAAGUCCUUGAAGAGAUAAUAAGAUUGGCUACGUAAAGUUUUUUUUUUUCUUUUGCAUUAAGUAUUUAAGUUCGUAAGAUGUAAAAUAUUAUGUAGAAAUUAUUGUGAAAUAUUGCAAGAGGUGGAUUUUUAAUUCUGCAGAUGGCCUUAUUUGUGUAUUUGUCUUCUUAUUUUGUGUAUAAUUUUUGUCAGAUUUGUUUUUGUUUAUCCCAUAUCCUGUGAGAAGGGGGAAGAGUUCUAAUGUAAACUAACAGUUGUACACAGUAAUGUGUAGAAAGUACACUAAAAAUAAUUACCGAAUGUACAGUGUACUGAAUGUACAGUGUAAGUCUCUGCAACCUGAAUAAAAUAGGCCUAUCACUAUGUCAUUAGUUAACAGUAAAGGAUACCUCAAGAUUUUUCUUUAAAAAAGAAAAAAAAAAAAAGAAUAACUAAAAAGCCAAAAGACACAAUUACACAUUUUGAGCUAACGAAACAAACACUAAAGGAUGUAUGUCCAAACUACUAAGGAAUACAAAACCACAGUCACAGUACCCUUAUUUAUACAGCAUCUCUCAGAGAACUCACAGAGUUAAUUAAGCACUCGCCAGUGAUAUGAUACUCCAAUACCUUGCAGCAUCUCUGUGCCAUUGCUUUCAACGAGGCCAGACACAUUCUGGAUAUUCGAACUGUUAUUCUGUGAGAAUAUCAAUAUAAAGUGCAUUCAUGUAAAUGUGAGGUUUUCUUUUGCUUGAGUGGAUGGUAGCACUGUAUCAUUGAACUCAUUUUGUAUCAAAGCAAUUUUGCUUGCAGAAAGCUCUGAAAUAAACAUGUCCCUUAACUUUAUUUCUAUUGUAUUUCUUAUUUCGCAGGAAGAUCAUUUUCUGCAUUAUGAUUUAGGGCAUAUAUUAUUUCAAAUGACCAAUAAUUGCCAUAGGAACAUAGACUUUAAUGUAAUUUCCAAUUAUCUGCAGUCAGAUUUUGGUUAGCUACUGUAUUUGUUUAAUAAAACACUAAACUGCACA